AUGGAGGAGACGGCGAGGCAGCUCAUCGCUCGCCUUGCCGCCACCCCGGACUCCGCCGUGCAGGACCUCCCCUUCCUCCACCGCGCCCUCACCCUCCCCCUCCUCUCCGCCGCGCUCCGCCUGUCCCUGCUCCUCUCGCAGCUCCGCCCGAGCCACACGCUGCCCGUUCCCAUCGUCAGCGUCGGCAACCUCACUUGGGGUGGAAAUGGCAAGACGCCCAUGGUCGACUUCUUGGCCCGCAGCUUCCACCGCCUCGGCGUCUUGCCACUGAUUCUGACGAGGGGUUAUGCAGGCGGCGAUGAGCCAAAGAUGCUCCGGAGGCGCCUUUCCGACAUUUCGGCCAAGAUUGGGGUCGGUGCAAAUAGAACAGCAGUGGCUUCUUCCAUGCUGCAAGAAUAUGGCUUUAUCCAUCAUUUUCAGACCACCUGUGAUGAGAAGCUUUCAUCAGCCUGCAAACUGGAAUCUGAUAGUAGGAUUGGAGUAGCUAUACUAGAUGACGGUAUGCAGCAUUGGAGCUUGCUCCGAGAUGUGGAGAUUGUGAUGGUUAAUGGGUUGGCUCCAUGGGGAAACACCCAUUUCAUUCCACGAGGACCCAUGAGAGAACCUCUGAGCGCACUUGGUCGAGCUGAUAUUGUGAUCAUCCAUAAUGCUGACAUGGCUUCUGAAGCGCAACUUAAAUCAAUAAGGUCCACAAUAGAGGAUAAUAGCGCAACAUGCUCAGCGUUCUACAACAGAUUGGCUCCAUCACAUCUUUUUGAAGUUAAGCAACCAUUACAGAGACUUCCCCUUAAUGUGUUGAAUGAUAAGAUCGUGCUAUGUGUUUCUGCAAUUGGCUGUCCAAAUGCUUUCAUUCAUACAGUCAGAGAGAUUGGUCCACUCAAAGUUGAUAGGUUGGAUUUCAGUGACCAUCAUUUCUUCAAUGCUCAUCAAACUACUUCUGUUCUCUGCUAA
Molecule: messenger RNA, 951 nt
Organism: Miscanthus lutarioriparius
Lineage: Eukaryota; Viridiplantae; Streptophyta; Magnoliopsida; Poales; Poaceae
Source: the annotation of a GenBank genome assembly